GCACCGCGCGGCUAGUCACAGCCGCUCGUUCUCCCCAUUGGUGAGCAGGCAGCGGGGCUGUGCCCGCCCGGCGCCGCGCCCCUACACCGCUCUCCGGCACCGCGGCGGCGAGAUGGCGCUGGAGGCGCGGGGCCUGGAGGGAGACGUGGAGGAUGGCGAGCUCUCUGACUCGGACUCCGACAUGCCCGGCGCCGGCUCUCCGGGGGAGCCGCAGCAGAAAUUACAUGAUGGCAAUGACUCAGGCAGAUCACUCCAGAACAACAUUUCAUUGUGUGCACCAAGUGUUCCUUAUCGGACAACCAAAAGUGUGGGUUCAAGUGACGAAAGCUUUUCCGAAUCUGAUGAUGACAGCUGUCUGUGGAAACGAAAACGACAGAAAUGUUUCAACUCUCCUCCUGCUAAAUCUGAGCCUUUUCAGCUUAGCCAGAGCCACCAAAACCAAACUGCUCUAGGUGGUAAGAAGGUCAACAACAUUUGGGGUGUGGUGCUCCAGGAGCAGAAUCAGGAUGCAGUGGCUACUGAACUUGGGAUUCUUGGCAUGGAUGGUAGUAUUGACAGAAGCAGACAGUCUGAAACUUACAAUUAUUUAUUGGCUAAAAAGCUGAUGAAGGAAGCUCAACAAAAGGAGGCAGAGACUUUAGAUAAAGAACUGGAUGAAUACAUGCAUGAUGAUAAGAAAACAUUGCCAGCAGAAGAAGAAAAUAGGCAAGGCUUUCUCAAGAGGAAGCGCCCUGUAAAAGAUAGACUGGGUGAAAGACAAGAAAUGAAAUACAAAGGAAGAUACGAGAUAACGGAAGAAGAUUCAGAGGAAAAGGUGGCUGAUGAAAUUGCUUAUCGGCUUUGUGAGCCAAAGAAAGACUUAAUUGCCCGAGUGGUAAAGAUAGUUGGGAAAAGAAAAGCUAUUGAACUGCUCAUGGAAACAGCUGAAGUGGAACAAAAUGGUGGACUGUUCAUAGUGAAUGGCACUAGGAGAAGAACACCAGGGGGAGUUUAUUUAAACCUGCUGAAGAACACACCUAGCAUCAAAGAAGAACAAAUCAAGGAAAUAUUCUAUCUGGAAAACCAAAAGGAGUAUGAAAACAAAAAAGCUGCUAAGAAGAGAAGAAUACAAGUUCUAGGAAAGAAAAUGAAAAAAGCUAUUAAAGGGCUUAACCUGCAAGAAUAUGAUGAUGCAUCUCGUGAGACUUUUGCUAGCGAUACGAAUGAGGCUCUGGCUUCCCUGGAUGAUCUACAGGAGGGACAUAAUGAAGCAAAGAUGGAACCUGAAGAUAUUAUUGAAAUCGAUAACGCUCAUGAUUUGGAGACCUUCUAGUUACUCUUGAUAAUGAAGUGUCUAAUAUUACAUGAGCCUUCUAAUCCCAUGGCUUCUUGUUUUCAUAAGCUGCAGCAACAUGGGAAGUGUUUAAUGCUGAAGAACAUGACAUAAUUCUUAGCUAAAUUUAACAGCAUGAAAGAUGUCAAUUGUCCUAGUGUUUGUUUGCUGAGUUCUCAAAAAACUGUUAAGACUUUUCUAGAUAACAGCUCUGCUGUUCUUGGGGAUUUUUCUUAGCCACACAUUAGGUUUAGGAAUUAAGGUUGUGUUUUAACAAAUUAAAUAGUAUUUAAUUUGCCGAAGCUAAUGAAGUAAUCAGUUGAGCAAUGCUCCUCAUUACAGUUGAACAGAAAAAGCAGUAUAAAGUUAGUCUUGGUAUGAAAGAUCCCUUGUUCUUAAUGUAGCAGUGCAUUGACAAGAAUAGUAACGUUCAUAGGAUUAAGACCUAUAAAAACAGAUUGGUUUGUGAAAUAAUGGUCAAUGAUGUUUGAAUAACAACUUUGUAAAUAAGCACUGUUGAGCAAUGUAUGUUUUAAAUUUCUGCAGGAGCUUAAUCCUUCAUAUUAUAAUAUUGGCUUGAGCUUCCUACGUGCUCUAUAUAGACUUUUUCCAUUAUUAGACACACACACAAUUUACACAGAUCUUUUUGUUUGAAAAGAAGUAUACUGAAUUUGUUCUGAGUAGUGAGAUUUUCCUAAUCUGUGUUCCCCUCAAGGGUGUAUAGACUCUACAUGCAGGUAUAAACCCUUUGCCUUGCCAUUCUUGUUUCCAUGCUGAUUCUCAUGCGUGCAGUAGGAUAAUGUGUGGCUUGCAGAAGCUGUAAAGUUGUUCUGUGCUGACUCUUAAGAAAACAAUAGUAUGCAAAAGGUGAUUUUUUUACUUGAUGCCGAAGACCAUUGUGUAGUUUGUAAGCUUGAUUGAAGACAAAUUUUAUUAUGAAUACUAGUUUUAAUAUAAUCAAAGAACAUGUGCAGCACUGAUACGUGUGACAUCUAAAAUACUUUGUCACUGAGUUGUGUUUUCUGUGGCUAGACACUAUUUUCCAAUAUAAAAUAUUUCUGAAAUAUUAAUGAAUGAAUCACUUUCAAACCCAGUAACAAACUUCUGCACAUAAAUUUUUGUUUGUGUGGAGUCCUUGGAUGUUUAGAAGCAAAGCAUAUCACUAAAACAUGAAGUUAGGGUAUUGAACAAUUCAGUACUGUCAAAAGCUGCUGCUUAAAUGACUACAAUAUUCAAAGAAAGAGUUCUUCAACACAUAGCACAUUCCAUUAUAUGCUUUACUAAAUUUAAUUAAGAGUUUUGACUUUUCUGCAUUUUUCUGUUCAUGUGCUGGAGCUUCCUAUUGUUAAGUUAGUCAUCAGAUGUGAAGCACGCCUUUGCUGGUAGUAGUUGCGCUGAAAUAACAAAAAGUCUUGAUUUGUUCGAUUUCCCGGGUAUAGGGUACUGAAACAGCAUGUGAACUCUUCUAUUUAACAAAAGGAAGAUGAGACAGAGUGCCCCAUUCCUUCCUUCCAGUGUCUGACUAACUGGCCUUUGUUUAUCUUCUGGUUUUGCUUCCUUUUCUAUUUUCUUUGUCUUUCAACAGAAUCUUUUUAAAAGGGCACCUGUUCUAAACAAUGAGCAACUAAUCUUCAUUCCUAUUACAGCAGUGAUUUCUUUUUGUUACCUUUGAUACCAAAAAGAUUGCAUUAAGCAGCACUGGGUUUUGUGUAGCACUGUAGUGGCUGCAAUCAAGCUUUCCUUGGUUACUGGAGUUGUUGGGCUGCUCCUUCCCUCUGCAGCCUGGCACAGGUCCCUGCCCUCUUCAGUGGGAUGUACCUGCUUAUACUGGUGUGUGGCGGUGGCCCAGUAGUGGCCACAGCAUGAGUCAGUGUGACAGAAUUUGGGACUUGUGUCAGCAAGCCUUGCGUUGAGCUUGGCCAGCGCUGGAGCUGAGGACCACAGGGCUCACCACAGUUUCCAAAGGAACUGAUGCAGAUGUGCAAGGGUGAGAAAGAACAGGCUGUGAUGCUCCUCUGUGUUGCUGUACAUCUGUCUCUUUUUUCAGUAUCUGACUGGGGUUACUGGAAGGUGGUGAGGGGAUCCAGUGGUGGUUAUUUUCAUUUUCCUCAUCAAAACAGCUUUUAAUUCCCUCUGUUCUCCCAAAACUACUGCAAGAAUAGAAAGUGUGGGUAAGCUAGAGGUUUUCCUCUCUCAGCUCCACAGAACUUGUUUAGUCUGUCCUGAGCAGAUACCUGCAGAGAGAGCAGUUCUGUGGUGUUUGUUAGUCCACUGUGACUUGUGGCCAAACUGGAUUGCGUGGGCUGUGUCUCAUCUGGGAACAGAUACAACUGGAUGUUUAGAGUUCAGUAGCUGAGGUUUUACUGGCAAAAAUGCUGAUACAAGGGUUGGGUUUUGUGUUCUGAAGUUUCUCUGAUGGGCAGAUGUGAUUGAGACCAUCUCUGCUGCAAAUGUAAACUGUACUGCUGGGACAAAUAUCACCCUCCAUCUCUUAAGCUAUAGCAGUGUAAUAAGCAGUCUCUGUCAUGCCUGAAGCAGAUAGUGAAAAUGAAGGAAAUGUAUUCUCAUUUGAAAACACAAAGCUUGUAGCCAAAUACGUUUUUCUUCCUUAUAUCCCAAAUUCAGAUAAGAAAACAAUGCUUUUUGGUAUCACAUGGAAUAUUAAUUUAUUAGUUUUUCAGUUUUAUAGUGGAUCAUGAAAGCAUCACUUCUAAUUACAAUAUUACAGAUUCUUCCCUUUCCAAAUAGAUUAUCUCAUUAAAAUGUUUCUGUGUCCUCCAGGCAUACUUACAGUGAAAAAUUCUUAAGCAAACAUGGAAUGAACUGGUGCUCACUGUGACACCUUGGAAAGAAGAUACAAAAAAUAAUUUGCAUUUAAAAGUAGUGAUAGUGAGAUCAGCAACUGGUUUUGUCCUGCAUACAGCUUAACUGUUGUCCCUUAUUUCCCAAGGUGCUGCUGAGUAUUUGGAGCAGGUCAUUGAAUCUGGUUCUAAAUAUCAAGCCCCACAGCAAUGCUUUGCUGUUCUCUCUGUACCGUUUUCAUUACUAAAUCUUUUCUGCUGUUGGGUUUUGGUUUUUAUAUCAUAGUUUAAAACAAAAAAAAAAAAAUGGCUCCUUUGUUAUGAGAAACAGCUAAAGACAGAUAGCUAGCAUAUGAAAAGUAAUUUAUUCUGCAGAUGGGUUUGUUAAGAACUGUGGUUUCUAAAAGAUCUACGAGGAGCUAAAAAGGGAGAGGAAGGGAAAAAAGCAAUAACAAGGUAUAAAGGUGAUGGGAAACGUGAAUGAAAAGGAAAUUACUACUUACUACAUUUGUUAUGACAAUCAGUGUUACGGAGAAGUUGCAUUCCUUGUAUUUUGUCAGAGUAAAUGUUUGGAGCAGUAGACUGCAUAAUAAAGUUGUGAGUUUUUCAAAA
Columba livia (rock pigeon) is the source of this 4725-nucleotide messenger RNA. It is a transcript of the gene PHAX, whose product is annotated as phosphorylated adaptor for RNA export. The record is from RefSeq and is a predicted model, not a curated record. Gene Ontology annotation, biological process: snRNA export from nucleus. The coding region runs from base 113 to 1312 and encodes 399 amino acids. Lineage: Eukaryota; Metazoa; Chordata; Aves; Columbiformes; Columbidae. Gene Ontology annotation, cellular component: nucleus. The transcript has 5 exons.